Messenger RNA from Solanum tuberosum (potato), 1206 nucleotides. RefSeq lists its product as uncharacterized. Lineage: Eukaryota; Viridiplantae; Streptophyta; Magnoliopsida; Solanales; Solanaceae. The record is from RefSeq and is a predicted model, not a curated record. The transcript is spliced from 2 exons. Bases 1 to 1206 code for a protein of 401 amino acids.
AUGCAGUUGUUGGAUGAGGUAUCAAAGAAUAACAGGGGAUGGUAUACUAGAGAUGCAAAGGUAGGAGAUCUUGGGUACACAUUUGAGCUUUCAGCUGAACAGAGGAAGAGAAAAGAAGAAAGGGACCAAGACAUGGCACAUAUGAGGACAGAAAAAGAUCUUCUCACAAAGCAUAUUGUUCCCAAGUCUGAAAAGGUAAAUGUUAUGGGACAUCAAAACAUGUAUGAGGCUCAGGACAUCAACUUCGAUGAGGAAGCUAACUAUUUGGGUAACCAAGGAGGUUUCCAAAAUUACAACUCUGGAAAUCAGGGUUACAACUCUGGAAACGCAUGUCGGAAUUACAUUAGGGAUGGUCAAUAUGAUAGGUCAGCAAAUAGAGAGCGAGGAAACUGGCAGAAUAGAUAUGGGUACAUAAAUUAUCGCAGUAGUGUUUAUGUGCACCCAGGUAAUAGAGACCGGGCAUGUGGUAGUUCUAGUGAGUCUAAGCUGGAAGACAAGAUGGCCAAGAUUGAGCAACAGUUGGGGAAACUUUCAGCCUCAUUAAACCAAAGGAAGAAUGGAUCACUACCAAGUGACACCAUCCAAAAUCCUAAGAAGGAUGGGCACUGCAUGGCCAUCACCACUAGGAGUGGUAAAGUUCUUACUGACCCUAUUUCUGCAGGUACUAAAGAUGAACAAAUAUUGGAGCAAGCUGGCAGAGAAGAGGAUGAAGCUGAACAGGUAGAUGACUUGGAGGAUCUUCAGCCUAAAGCACAACCUGUGAGAGGAAAAGAUAAAGAGGUCGAGGAAAACAUGCCUUUAAAGCAAAUUCCCAAACCACCACCUCAUUUCCCUCAAACACUCAAAAAGAAAGCUGAAGAUGGAAAGUUUACAAAAUUUAUCACCAUAUUGAAGCAGCUUUCAGUAAGCAUACCACCGGUGGAAGCCCUGGAACAGAUGCCAGGAUAUGCCAAGUUCAUGAAGGACUUGGUUACAAAAAAGAGAGUUGUAAGUCUUAAUUUUAUUAACGAUGUUCAUCAUUGCAGCGCCAUUGCUACCAGAACUCUGGUUCAGAAGAAGGAAGAUCCAGGUGCAUUCACUAAGCCAUGCACUAUUCAGUCAAUUAAAUUUGCAAAACCUUUGUGUGAUCUAGGAGCCAGCAUCAACUUGAUGUCAUUAGCCAUCUACAAGAAAUUGGGAUUGGGGUUCCAAGACCCACAACAAUGA